Molecule: messenger RNA, 7189 nt
Organism: Amoebophrya sp. A25
Lineage: Eukaryota; Dinophyceae; Syndiniales; Amoebophryaceae
Source: the annotation of a GenBank genome assembly
GGAAUAGCGAAAUCGAUAUCAUCAGCUUUUUAUUUUUUUAGUUUGGUCAAGAUUUUCAAUUAUAGUUCAGAUUCAGAACAUGAUCAGAAUAUAAAUGUUGCCACGUCGUUAAUCUCGAUUGAUACACUCACACGUGCCCGUUCGACUUCGAUUCAAUUGGUACACCUACGGUUCAAUUGGGACGCAGAUCUCGAUUGGUACAAGAUGCGGCCGUCGUCCUCACGCAUGAGACGAGGCUCGAUGUCAGGCGUGCUCCUGCUUUUCCUGGUCUCUAAAAAGAUAUAUGGCACUUAUGCUUACAAUACUAUUGUGGGAAAGUAAUACUAAUAGUUAUGUCGAAUCUGCUUGUGCUGGCGCAGCCCUUUUUUCUUGGAGUAGGAAAGAGAUAAUAAAAGGGUAUCUAUUUCAUCACCUUUUGCACUUCUUUUCAUGAUCUACUUUUACUGUUACUUCGUUUUAAUUCUUACUUCUUUGGAAGUUCUUACUUCUUUGGAUGUGCAAAAAGUGACAUAAUUCUCAAAAAUGUCAAUUGCACAAUGUGACCAAAAGGAUCAUUAAGCAUGUCUAUGAACUGUUAGCACCCGUCUUCCUUAAAUGGGUAGCGAGAGGCAGAGUUCUGCCAAAUAAACACAAAGCGCGAGGGCGUAGCGCCUGCCUGUUUUGUUGGGGAACCGGAGGCAGACCACUGCCGCGAACGCGCCCGCUUUGUUUGGGUAACGCGUGGCAGAGCACUGCAAAAAGCCAACAAAGUGGAGCGCGCUCAGACGCAACGCACGCAAACACCGCACACACAAGACCGCAAGCGCUUUCGGGGUGUCUUCUGUGCUGGCUGUACUCGUUUGGUGAGCGAGCGGGGGCGCUUGGCUGAGUACGGCCGGGCGAACAGUCUGACACCCCGCGGCGAGUCUUGUGCGGCGAGGAGCGCUAAGGGCCUGAGCUUGGUGCCUUUGCGCAAACAAGCACUCGCAGAUGCGAGGCCACUCCGGAAGACACGCGAGGCCCCGCUCUCGAUCGUUGUCGACAUCGUGGCACUUGCGAACUUUUACGGCCCCGCCUCUGGGGGUUUAAACCGGCCCUCUGCGUGCGACGUAGAUAUCCGUCGAGGCCCGGAUGCCGCACCAAGUUGCACACCUGCCAGCGGGUAUAUCAGUAGCCGAGUGCGACCCCCGCUCUGCAGCAAAGAGGGGCUUCACUGAGUCGAUUCCCGUCUGUUUCUCCUGAUAGAUUGCACCACUCGAGCCCCGCAUACGACUCUCGGGCUGUCUUUUGGUGGAGCACCAUAAGACUUCUUAUAUAUAAUUUAGCUAAGUAACUAGGUACUGUUAGCAUUAUUUGAUAAUCUGAAGCAUGAUCUCUCUGGAGCGAUUAGCACUCUCAUGAUUGUUCUGGAGCGUUUGCUCGUGAAGUAUACGAUCCAGAUCCACGACCUGAUGAUUCGGGAGACCCACCACCUGGUGCUGAUGCUGACCAUGACGACCAACUGCCUACCUUUCUUGAAGCAACUACAGGUGGCAGUAGUAUUAAGGGUACUCGGAUAAAAGUGUUCACGAUAUUACCACUUGUUUUGCCGCUUCUAAGGGAGAGAGGCAGAACAAACGGGAAACAGAGACACCAAAAUCCUAUCUCUAACACUACGAAGAAUGGAACCGAAAGCAGCUACAACUACAACACUAUGAAAAUUAUGGCUAUCAUCAUCAUCAUCAUCACCAUCAUAUACUUCAACUCCUUCACUACGCACUUUUUGGUCUAUAGAAAUUUUCUCAUGAUUCAUAGAGAAGCUGGAAUAUCAUGCUUUCUUUAUGGAGCGAUGUUGCUGAUGAUUUUGAUGAUGAUGUUGACUCAUCCCCAUCGUUAUCAUCGGACAGCACUGUUCCUGGCUAGUAUUCUUUUAUCUCAUGUGCAAGUGCAUGAAUAACGAAAGUGGUGUAGCUGACAUGCUAUCAUGAGGCAUGGCAUCAUGGAGUUCUGUAGAAAACCGGGGGAGGGUGUGUUUUUAUUUUGUACAUAGUAGACCGUCUCAGACGUCGUCGAGGGAUACUUUGCCAAUAAAUUUAAAUGCUAGAAGGUAGAGCUAGAGCAAAAUUAAAUAUAUCUAGGGAGCCACAACUCGCUCCUCCUCUACCUCUAAUAUGAACAAGACAGGAGGUGGGAAGAAGCAGGGCUUGGCAAACGCAGGGCCUCGCAUGUCUGACAACGAUCACUACGAUAACACCUCAGAGGAAAAAAAGCCUUCGUCGAACAGGGUUUCGAAUACGAAAGGAAAGCAUCAUGGAAUGCGAGCAAAUGCGGAUGAAAAACAUGAAAAGAAAGUUAGCAUGAAUUGGGAUACUGCAUCACAGAACAACAACAGGUACAUAUUUCAAUUUAUACAGACUUUGUUUCUUAUCGAAGAUGAUGAUCAUGAUCAUGAUUCAUCCAAUGAAUGGUUCCGGUAUUUUUGGUAUAGCCUGAAUUUGAUCCUAAGGGAAAACAAGAAGAGAACCCUUAGGAUCAAACUCAGGAUACCAAAUACCAGGACCAUACAUCCAAGUCAACGAACUCAAAAAUUUGUUUUAGGUCUCGCGAUGCGCAGCAUGGCGAUUCGAACUGGUCCAAAGUAGACCACGAGUAUCAUGAGCAAGCAAACUUGACCGAGGAUUAUCAAAAGUCAAACACAAGUAGAACAGAGACGCAGCCCUCGUUUACGUAUGAUUUAAUUUUGCUAGUAGCUACUCAACGUAUUUUACAAGCGAUGGCUGCUGUAGUUUUAUUUUGUUCUUACAUCUUGAACUAGAAGAGUCUAGGCCAUCUAUCAAAACUCUUUCUUCACUCGCCACUUGUAUAUAGUUUAUGGUGGUGAUUUGUUCUUCACCAGCAUUCUCUUAGAAGUCCAAUAUAUUUAUGAAAAACACCACUGUAGGUGUAGCAGUAGCACACAUCUAGGUCUCUGCGUGAUCCUUACCCUACUCGGAUACUAAUUAGGUACCGCGAUUCGCAUGGCGAAGGCAAUUCAUCCUGGUCCAAAGUAGGCCACGACUAUGAGCAAGCAAACUUGACCGCGGAUUUUUAUCAAGAUUCAAACACAAGAACAGAGAAGGAGAAGCAGCUCUCGUAUACGUAUUUCAAUCUACGUAUUUCAACUUUGUAGACGUAGCCCGUAUUUUCGUUAGUACCCCAAUAGGUAGUUGCUUCGUCAGAGAAUAUGCGCUCCUCGAUUAUAUGAAGCUGACAACGUAGUUGCUCUUUUGUUCACCAACAUCCUGAUCCAAUAAAUUCGUAAAAAAAAAACGUAAAAAAAAAACGACUGUAACUAAUACGCAGACACAUCUUCUACGCGUGACAUUUAACCUAACCGAUCAUAAGGUCUGAUCGCCCGCAACCCGGAGAUUAUUACUGGUUGAAAGGCCGCGACUAUGAGGAAACAAACUUGACGUUGGCCGGGGAUUACGAACAUUCAAACACAACAGAGAGGCAGCUUUCGUAUUUCCAUUUUUCUAGCUAUAUUCCAAAUUUGUAGACCUAGACCCCGAUUUUCGUUGGUACCCGUACCCCGAUAGGUAGUCCCGUCAGAAAAGCGUGCACUUACUUCAGCAUGUUAGUUUGUACCUUGUUCCGGACCCUUAACCUAUCCGAACAAAGCUGAGAGCGCCUUAUCGUAUUUCAAAAUAUUUCCUUCGGUAAUUAUAACCAUCCUAUCUUCAUCUUGACGUUGACGCUGAGUUGCAUUUUGUUUAUACUAUGGGGUCAGCGAGCCUUUUGAUCAUCUAUCAGUAUUUCUUAUCUUUCAGGCUAGUUUUUCACUAUCCCAUGUGGGCUAUGCCGACCGAGUAGAGUCCCCCUUGAUUUAACGGGGACGAAGAGGAGAACUCUAACUCACUCUCCCAUGCUUAGGGAAAAACUAGCGUUAGUAUCUUGCUCAACGAAAAAAAAUCUCGAUGCGUAUUCUUACCUUUUAGUUUUUUCACUUUUUUCCUCUAGGUCCGGCUAACGCUAAUACUUGUAGUAUGGAAAAAUCUUUGUAUUAACAUAAUGCAAGGGCCAACUCUGCCAGUAAUGCAAGGGAUCUACAUCUUCUUCAUGAUCAUCUUUGUAUCAUACAAGCAGUUCUCCGAAUAUUGCAUUCCUUGUCCACUGUAGAAAUGAGGACGAGACUACUAUGAUAAUUACUACGUGUAGUUCCACUAUAUCUUCAUAGUCGUGAAGAACGCUCACCUCUCCGAGGCGAGCCAAAUCCUAUCCUAUCCUAUUCUAUCCUAUCCUAUCCUAUCCUAUCCUAUCCUAUCCUAUCCGUAUCCUAUCUUCAUAGAUAGGAGACAACUAUGACAGUGCUGAUUUCUACGUGUAGUUCCAGCAUAUCUUCGUAGAAAUGAAGAGACCACUAUCAUUACAUCAAGCAGUCUUAUCUACUCUAUCUUCGUCUCUCUAUAUGAAUGAAUGAUCGAAUUGAAGGUUCAAGAGGAACAUCGGCAAAGAUGUUACACUUCUUAAGGCUCCUAUCCUUGUUCACUAGUAAUUCAACGACAUCCCUGUCUGGAAGGAAGGCCCCUCUCACUCUCGAUGAGUUGAUACAUCCUAGCAGGUUAGAGGGAUCACGCCUCUACUAGUAUUAGUAAGGCGAGGAGUAGACGUAUAUCAUGACUCUCAAUACAACUUCAAGCUCGAGUGAAUAUUGAAGAUUAUAUAAUUAUAUAUUCUUCAGGUUCAAGCAACUGAAACAGGGUCAGGGAUCAAUCUGAAUUAUAUGAUGAGUUCUUGUAGUAUCAUCUCGAAGAUGUUGUUAGUUGUUGUACAACUAUUAGGUCUAAUUAUUAUACUGCCGAAAGUUUCGGCAAGGGAGACGUGGAUCGGCGGAGGCAAAAGUUAAGAACUGGAUUGUUGAUUUUUCAAGACCGCGUAACUCCUGGAAAGGCAGGCAAUACUAAUACAUAUACAUCUUCGAAGACCAGAUGCAAUAGGAGGAUAAAAAAUAUGAAGAUCAUACUACUCAAAGUGUACCGUUGAAGGAGAAGAUAGUCGGACGGAAAACCACCAGAGUUAUUAUACUAUAAUAGAGGAUACGCCCUUUGAAAAAUACUUUCACAAUGGUGUACCUGGCUGUACAUAUAGCUGACACUUCGCCCCUGGUGGGAAGGGAGACCUAAGAACCCCUGGGGGGGCGCCACCUCUGUGUGGACUAAAACUGGUGCGAAUUUUCGGCCCUGAUGGGACGGCGAAUCUACUUGCGCGCCCCAGGUGGGACGCCUCUGCAAAAAGAACCGCCUUCGCGCUUCUUUUUGCCUUUGCCUGCGUGUUUUAGCGCGCUCUAGACGAGAAAGCGCGAGGCCCUUACUGUCUUCCCUGGGAAAUACUUGGGAAGCCCUCUGCGUGAGGUUUCUGGUCGCUUUCCUCCGAUGAUGCACAGGAACGAACACGAAGAGAGACGGCCAGCCCGGGGCGUCCUCCUCCAUUGUGUGCCAGGGCUGUCGCACUCUUGAUGAGGUGAGUUAACCGCCAAGGGCGCAGCAGGAGCAGGAGCGCGGUGGUGAUGGUUUCGGUGCUCCGUGUGUUCUAAGUGUCCAUGGUGAGGAGAGGCCCACAACCCCGGCAGGCUGGUGCCGCCUCGGUGUUUUCCAUGAGGGCAAGGGGGUCGGUGGGUUGCAGGUGCGACGCCUUGCGUGGCCUUGUUGGUUGCUUGUGUUGCUUGGUUGUUGGAUGUUUGUCGGACAGUCUACCCGGCCCAGUUGUGUAGCCUGGUCGCUCACCUCGCCCUCGUAGGGAUGAGGCGGCCUCCCGCCCUCUGCUUCUGUUCUUGCCACCACCACGCACGCUACAGCUACCUAGGUUGGUAGCUUCUCUCUGGGCGCCGAUCGCUCGGCCCCGGCAGCCGUGUUGAGGAGGCCAAGGCGGAACGGUCACUGUUGUUGCUGGGCGACACAGCUGAACACCUGCCGCCGGCUCCCUGGUUGGAGUUUGUUUCCCUUCGCUCUCUGGAACACGCGCGCGCGUGACGGCAUGGCCCCUACCCGGCCACAAGUUCCCCGGGAGAUUCUACACGGGCGUCCCGGCUUGCCGCCUCCGCAUCGCGUGCGCCUUGUAUGUUCAUUCUAGCAGGCCACUUGCUUUGCCGCACACUAGUGAGUAAGGCCCAACGCGUAGCCGAACUCCUUCUAUACAUACAUACAUACAUACAUACAUACAUACAUACAUACAUACAUACAUACAUACAUACAUACAUACAUACAUAUAGCUGACAGUAUUGCGUCGUAGUCGACCGCAUGUGGAAUUAAUGCCUUUGUUUUUGAUUUACUUAACUGUUUUUAUUUAGCUUCAAUCCCACUUCUGGUGCAUCAGCAUCCAGCUUGAAGAUCUCUGUACUCGAAUACUCAAAAUAGGCAAGUAACGAAAACAGUAACCAAGUAUGCAAGAUUAUUCCCCAACGUACGGCUUUUAUAGGUAGGCUUUUCUUAUACAAUGAGCAUCAAUUUACAUUUAGGUUUUUCUUGUAGAAUGAGCAUCACUUUAGGGUGUUCUUGUACAAUGAGCAUCAGAAUCAGUAUCUAGUAGUCUGUGCAGACUCAGCAACUUCAUGCUUUGCUUCCUCUAUGGUGUGAGAGAAAGUUUUCCCUCCAGUCCCUCUAAUAUGGAAUGAGCCGGUUGUGGAUGGCGAUCGCCACGUUGCAGACCAGGAUAUAGAUCGCCUUACAGACCAGACGCUCACAAGCUCUAACACGACGGGAGCAGUGCUGGUGGAUACGGAUAUUGUUAUUGGGCCUAGAUGGAAACAAGGAGGACUAAUGGAUAGGGAAUAUACAUGGCCAAAUACUACUGGAGGGCAGCAGCUAGUGGAUAGGGAAGAUACAUGGCCAAAUACUACUGGAGGGCAGCAGCUAGUGGAUAGGGAAGAUACAUGGCCAAAUACUACUGGAGGGCAGCAGCUAGUGGAUAGGGAAGAUACAUGGCCAAAUACUACUGGAGAGCAGCAGCUAGUGGAUAGGGAAGAUACAUGGCCAAAUACUACUGGAGGGCAGCAGCUAGUGGAUAGGGAAGAUACAUGGCCAAAUACUACUGGAGAGCAGCAGCUAGUGGAUAGGGAAGAUACAUGGCCAAAUACUACUGGAGGGCAGCAGCUAGUGGAUAGGGAAGAUACAUGGCCAAAUACUACUGGAGCGCAGCUAGUGGAUACAGAUGAGUUGUCUAAUACCGCUGCAGGGCAGCUAGUGGACGCUAGGGA